Messenger RNA from Ectocarpus siliculosus, 933 nucleotides. NCBI's taxonomy places the organism in Eukaryota, Phaeophyceae, Ectocarpales, Ectocarpaceae. The record is from the annotation of a GenBank genome assembly.
CUAAGGAAAGAAACCAAGGAUAAGGAGGGGUCUAGAAGUGUACGGAAUGUUGAAAGAAGGAAUAGGGUUCAAGUAUUACCUACAUGGACCAAUGGAUGCAGAGACAAAGCUUAAGGUCAAAUUCAGGACCGGGGACAUAGGCCUUCGCGAACGUCGACGAAGACAUAGGACGGUAGACGACGAAGACGAUAAGUUCAAAUGCGAUUGCGGCUUCGAAUGCGAAGACAGUGUUCAUGUAGUCGCGGAAUGUCCGUGGUACGAAAAGGAGAGGGAAGUGUACAUGACUGAGCUGGGAAGAAUACAAGUGACGUACAGGGAGAUGUUUGAGGCAUGGAAUAGAGAGGAGAGGACGGUAGCUGUACUGGGGAGUAGAAAGUGGUUUGAAAAGGCGGGAAGGGACAUCGGUAGGAUAGACAAACUAGGGAAGACAUUUUUGAGCCACCUUUGGCAAAGUAGGAAGGAACGAUUGGCCAUCGGUGAUCGGUCCUGUGGGAACAAUGCUCCGUCCUCUCGAGGACGCGUGGUCAAUGGUCUAACCGCUAAGGCAAGCAAAACAUAAGAGUACCCCCCCCCCGCCCCCUGGGCCGAUUUUCAGAGCUCGAUCAGCAUGUCAUGUCAAACAUGUCCGGACGCGGAAAGGGCGGUAAGGGUCUGGGCAAGGGCGGUGCCAAGCGUCACCGCAAGGUACUCCGCGACAACAUCCAGGGCAUCACCAAGCCCGCCAUUCGCCGUCUGGCUCGCCGUGGCGGUGUGAAGCGUAUCUCGGGACUCAUCUACGAGGAGACCCGCGGCGUGCUCAAGGUGUUCCUCGAGAACGUCAUCCGUGACUCGGUCACCUACACCGAGCACGCCCGCCGGAAGACCGUGACGGCCAUGGACGUGGUGUAUGCCCUCAAGCGCCAGGGCCGCACCCUCUACGGUUUCGGCGGCUAA